UGUGUCAAAUCCCCAAGCGCGCCCUGCUUCUCCCACUUCUCUUACCUGGGACGGAUUUUCGGCAUCCUGCAACUGCAUCUUCGUCUUGUCUCUUCCCAAGCAUUGUGUUGUGUGUUUGCAUCACACCAGAUUGAUCUACCUCCCCCACAACUAGCGCCGGCAUCGUCGGUUCCAGGCCAGGAACUGCUGUUCCCCCAGACGACGGCCCCCCAAACACGCCAGAUACCAACACCACCACUUUGCCGCCAGCGCGCAUUCUCGCGGCCAGUGUCGCAUACUGCUCGAAUUUACCAUGCCGGCCGUACGCGAUCCCUACAACCUCCUCGCCAACAUGGCGCCCCACGACUCCAGCCUUAGCCCCCGACAGCCUGCCUUCAACGUGCCAGCGAUUGCCUUCGAUGCGCCCAAGACAGCCCCCAUUGCCAAGCGACAGAACGUUAUAUAUGCUCAACAAGGCAUAAUACCCACAUACUACAACACCGACGGUCCCGAGCCCGGUACCGUCGUGGGCAUCGUCCUAGGCAGCGUCGCCGGCUUUCUUCUGAUCUGCUGGCUCAUCCAGUCCCUGAUGAACACCAACAACAAGACCGGUACCACCACAGCCAUGGCUGGAGAGGAAGAGAUCGUAAUACGCAGGCCACGACGCAAUUCACAUGGCGGGCGCUCGUCGCGACGCAGGUCUGAGGUCCGCGAGAUUAGCAGGAGCCCGAGGCGGAACAGUGGACGCUCGCAGAUCAUCGUUGAGGAGAGGAGAGGGGCGCCACCGAGAGCGAGGAGCAUCAUUGUGGAGGGAAGGCAACGUGUUCCAGGCGAUGAUGUCGUCGAAGUCAUCGAGGAACACGAUGAGUACCGCGAGAGGAGAGGCGCCCGGAGAGGCCCGGGAUACCGAUACUGAACAGUAACUCCAUCGCGCCUCAAACCCUCCAAACACCCAAUAACUUACCGACAUCCUUACGUGCGACCACUGCCCACCGUCGCACCACAGAUACCCCCAGAAUACCCUUUUGUUUCUAUCGCGUUCUUGUUUUGCAGUAAUUCCACCGAUACAUCUUCUUCUCUGUACCAUAAUACGGACUCUUCUUUGACACUUGGCGUUCAAGCGGCUGCAUUGAAGGCGACGACAUCCAGUUUGAAAGUGAAGGAAUGGCAAAAGGGAGAUGUAACGCAUGACGCAUCAUGUAUAGCGAGACGCGCCUCUGAUUUGGACGUAUGGGAAAUGAUUGCAGAACUUCUUAUUUGCAGAUGAAUAGUCAAUAAAUGAUCCAUGAGAUCGAAUUAUCAGUA
Messenger RNA from Alternaria rosae, 1284 nucleotides. RefSeq lists its product as uncharacterized. Lineage: Eukaryota; Fungi; Ascomycota; Dothideomycetes; Pleosporales; Pleosporaceae. The transcript is spliced from 2 exons. Bases 293 to 895 code for a protein of 200 amino acids. The record is from RefSeq and is a predicted model, not a curated record.